GCCGCCACCGCCGCCGCCACCGCCGCCACCCCCGCCACCACGGCGGCCUCGUCCUCACAGCCGGAGCUGAGACACCAUGUUGCAAGAGUGAUUGCUUCCUCGUUUUCACAAUGGAAGACCCUGGAAAGACAUUUGGCUCCGAGGAGGAAGAAGCUAGCUACUGGAAGGAUCUAGCGAUGACCUACAAGCAGAGGGCCGAGAACACUCAGGAGGAGCUCCGGGAAUUCCAGGAGGGCAGCCGAGAGUAUGAGGCAGAGCUGGAAGCUCAGCUGCAGCAGAUCGAAAGCAGGAACCGAGACCUCCUGUCGGAGAACAACCGCCUGCGCAUGGAGCUGGAAAGCAUCAAGGAAAAGUUUGAAAUGCAGCAUUCUGAGGGCUACAGGCAGAUCUCCGCCUUAGAGGACGACCUUGCACAGACGAAGGCAAUUAAAGAUCAACUGCAGAAAUACAUCCGCGAGCUGGAGCAAGCCAACGACGACCUGGAAAGAGCCAAACGGGCCACGAUCAUGUCUCUGGAAGACUUUGAGCAGCGCCUGAAUCAAGCCAUCGAAAGAAAUGCCUUCCUGGAAAGCGAACUUGACGAGAAGGAAAAUCUCCUAGAAUCCGUGCAGCGGCUGAAGGAUGAAGCCAGAGAUUUGCGGCAGGAGUUGGCUGUGCAGCAGAAGCAAGACAAACCCAGGACCCCCAUGCCCAGCUCCGUGGAAGCUGAAAGAACAGACACAGCUGUGCAGGCCACAGGCUCGGUGCCGUCCACCCCCAUAGCUCAUCGGGGGCCCAGCGCCGGUGUAAACACCCCAGGGGCCUUCAGACACGGUCUGGACAGUCCCGCUGGUGGAACCCCACUCACACCUGCUGCCCGGAUAUCGGCACUCAAUAUCGUGGGGGACCUGCUACGGAAAGUGGGGGCGCUGGAGUCCAAACUUGCUUCCUGCCGAAACUUCGUGUACGAUCAGUCCCCAAACCGGACGAGUGGCCCAGCCCCAGGGCGGGGGAGCAGGAGCAGAGAUGGAGGCGACAGACGGUCAGGCAGCACCAGCGUGCCGUUGGGUGACAAAGGGUCAGUGCCAUUGAUGAACCUCACGGUUGGGAAAACGCCUGGAAUUUGGGAAGCCGCCUUCGCAUAUUUCCUCACCACCGCUGCCGUCAGCCCAGGGUGUAGUCAAGAUGUUGCUUUAGGAAAGCCACGGAAGCUUCUGGAGCCCUGGUGUGUGUGCAGUGUCGCUGCCUUUCUCCCCCUCGUUGCAGUAGGUGUUUGGUUUCCUUAAGUUAGUUGGAGAAAUGAGAGCCAGCGGUCACCGUCACUCGCUUUUGUGCUUUGUGGCCCGAGCCCGCGACUGAGGCCGUCGUCGUGGCCCCCGGCGUUUGUCCCUUGAAAAGUCACCGUGGUCCCAGCGUCUGUGGCAGAGUGUGUGUCGUGAAGAGAUGGGGAGGGCUGUGAGCGUGGUUGACAAGGCUAGCCCCUCGUUCCCCGCUCACCCGAGUCCCGGUCAGUCUUCAGAGGUAACGGUUAACGUCCGAGUCUCCUUCCAGCAGGGAUCGUAGCCCAUCUCGGGGGCUGCCCCCCACAGCCCACGCUCACCUGGUGUCUGCGUCCAGAGCCAGUUGUCCCGGUGCUCGACACGCACUCAGUCCUGUUCAGGAGCAGAGAACGGAAGAGGCACGUGCCAUGGUUGAAACCGUGGUCUUGUGCCUCUGGGACGUGUCCAUGUGCCUUUCCUGAGGUUUUCAAGUGAGUUUCAGAAAUUUUCAGGUAAAUCCUGAGUCCGCCACGCUGGCAUGGGGAUGGCUUCUGUGUCUGGGCCCUGGGAGGCCUUGGAAAUGCAGCCUCUAGGAACAGGACUUCCUUCCUUCAGAGCUGUCAUGAGGUGCCCGGAGGCCCCAGAUCCCACUGAAACCUGGGAUUGUGGCAGGCGCUUCCUUGGCAAACGACAGACGUUGCAGGAAUUCCAGCGCUUGCUGUGAGCUGCUGUCUCUCACUUCCCCGCACAGGUCGGAAGACACACUAAUUUCAGGAGCGUGCAUGCAACUUAACAGCCUUCGUUUUGUUACUCAGUUAUUUUCUAUGAGAACUGCAAAAAUGUCCUUAAGUUGAAAAUAGAACUUUUCAAGUGCUACUGAAAUUCAGCAGAGAAUUAAGCCGCAGUACUAGGGAUUUUAACCUGAGACAUCCUAACCUGUAUCGGUAAAAGAUGUACUUUUAUUUUUCUAAAAGAACAAUAAAAUCCAAAGGAAGUCACGAUCAACUGGUCUGUGGUGUGGUGGAUAUGGCUUUGUUGUUUG
Molecule: messenger RNA, 2280 nt
Organism: Lepus europaeus (European hare)
Lineage: Eukaryota; Metazoa; Chordata; Mammalia; Lagomorpha; Leporidae
Gene: NDE1
Product: nudE neurodevelopment protein 1
Exons: 9
Coding region: 111-1265 (384 amino acids)
Biological process (GO): cell migration; microtubule nucleation; establishment of mitotic spindle orientation
Cellular component (GO): kinesin complex; centrosome; kinetochore
Molecular function (GO): microtubule binding
Source: RefSeq, a predicted model, not a curated record